This is a messenger RNA of Pyricularia pennisetigena, 3084 nucleotides long. RefSeq lists its product as uncharacterized. The record is from RefSeq and is a predicted model, not a curated record. Lineage: Eukaryota; Fungi; Ascomycota; Sordariomycetes; Magnaporthales; Pyriculariaceae. Gene Ontology annotation, molecular function: GTPase activity; triacylglycerol lipase activity; GTP binding. The coding region runs from base 1 to 3084 and encodes 1027 amino acids. Gene Ontology annotation, biological process: lipid metabolic process. The transcript is spliced from 8 exons.
AUGUCAGAAGAGGCAGCGGAGGUGAACAACCUUCAAGUAGAAGAUAAGGUAGUCGCUAAGCAAAAAGAAAUACACCAAGCUGCCGGAAACCAUCUUUGCGCUAUUCCAAAUUUUCUAUCACUAGGAACCGACCUCAACCGGCAAGUCUCGAAUACAGCGCGGCAGAACAAACGAUUCGUCACAAUGUGGAUCAUCAACUGGUUUUACGAUGUGCUCUCGUCGCUCGGCCUGCUCAACAAGCACGCCAAGCUGCUUUUCCUCGGCCUUGACAAUGCUGGAAAGACCACAUUGCUGCACAUGCUGAAGAACGAUCGUGUCGCCAUCCUUCAGCCUACUCUCCACCCGACCUCCGAGGAACUCGCCAUUGGCAAUGUCCGCUUUACCACCUUUGACCUGGGCGGUCACCAGCAAGCCCGCCGACUCUGGAAGGACUACUUCCCCGAGGUAAACGGAAUUGUUUUCCUCGUCGACGCCAAAGAUCACGAUCGUUUCCCCGAGGCCAAGGCCGAGCUGGACGCUCUGCUGUCAAUGGAGGAGCUGGCUAAGGUGCCGUUUGUCAUCCUGGGCAACAAGAUCGACCACCCCGAGGCCAUCUCGGAGGAGGAGCUGAGGCACCAGCUUGGUCUCUACCAAACCACCGGAAAGGGCAAGGUGCCCUUGGAAGGUAUCAGGCCCAUCGAGGUGUUCAUGUGCUCUGUAGUUAUGAGGCAAGGCUACGGUGAGGGUAUCAGAUGGCUUUCGCAGGCUUACGGCUUCCCUCCAGAAGCCUACGACCCUUCGAUUCUUCCCGAUUUUGAUGUCAGUUUUCUCCGCCCGGAGGAUCUCGAGGCCUUUAUCCAGGCGCUAUCGGCACCAGAUACCACCCAGCCGGGCGAUGACAACCUGGCAUCUCCCCGCAGUCCCGGCGCGCGUAGCUUUAGCAGUUUUGACCUUACCAAGCGCGCCUCGAGCGUAUUACCCGACGAUGCACAAGUCGUUGCUGCACACGCGGCGGCCGCUGGCGGCGAGACUGCCCCUGGCCCAGGCGAGAACGAUACCAACAAUGCCAGUGGAUUUGGCAACGGCUCGAGCCAGUCUUUGUUCAUAACAGCACAGUCGGACUGGGCCCCCGUUCAUGAAAAAGUCAUAGGUUCUCAAAGCCAUCGACAAAAGAAGAGCUCGCGGCGGCGGAAGCGUUCCAAGGCCGUGGCUCCGGGGCGCCGAACGCGUGAUGAGACUCGCGAAGGUUACCUAUACGGGCUUCUGAAAUGGCCAUUUUUGCUCAUCGUCGGGACAUGGAUUGUCGGGUUGGCAGUCACAUACUUGUUCACACGCGCCUACAUCUUUUUCUACGAGCAGUUUGUGGCUUGGAGAGGCCGCAGAGAGAAGCUUCGUCGUAAUAUGCGCGCCACCUCACGAUACCCCGAUUGGGUCAAGGCCGCUCGCGAACUGGACAACUUCUUGGGGAACGAGGGGUGGAAGGAGCAUAACGAAUUCGCUUAUUACGACAGUAAGACUGUGCGGCGCGUGUGGGACUCCCUUCGACGCUCUAGGAUAAGAGCGGCGCAGAUGGAAGCCAGCGGGUCUCUGUCAUCAUCGUCUUCAAAUGAGGGCGGCAAGACAACACCAAUCGAGGAUCUUAAGGUUCUGAUUGAGGCUUGCGUCAAGAACAAUUUCGUUGGUGUGGAGAAUCCUCGGCUCUAUAGCCAAACGUACUAUGGCACCAAGAACCUGGUGCAGAACUACGUGGACGAAGUCGAGAAAAGCCUCACAUUCUUGCUCGAAACUAAGCAGCUCAGCAUGGAAGACAAGAGGAGCAUUUUCAAGCGGGUUAGCGCAAACUAUGGGCGUACCGCGCUCUGCCUUUCGGGCGGGGCAGCCUUCGCCUACUAUCACUUUGGCGUCGUCAAGGCUUUGCUGGAAGAGGAUCUUCUUCCCGACGUCAUUACGGGGACGAGUGGGGGUGCUUUAGUCGCGGCUCUUGUAGCUACCCGCACCAACGAGGAGUUAAAGAAGCUACUGGUCCCGGCUCUGUCAACCAAGAUCACGGCGUGCAGGGAGCCCAUAACCGUCUGGCUCCGGAGAUGGUGGUCCACCGGAGCCAGAUUCGACUCGGUUGACUGGGCGAAGCAAUGCUCGUGGUGGUCACAUGGGUCUAUGACCUUCAGGGAGGCCUAUGAGAGGACGGGUCGCAUCCUCAACGUCUCGUGCGUGCCCGCCGACCCGCACUCGCCAACAAUCCUCUGCAACUACUUGACCUCACCCGACUGUGUCAUUUGGUCUGCGGUGUUGGCUUCGGCUGCUGUCCCGGGCAUCCUCAACCCUGUGGUGCUUAUGAUGAAGAGAGCAGAUGGUAGCCUUGCUCCCUAUUCAUUUGGGCACAAGUGGAAGGAUGGAAGCCUGCGGACUGACAUUCCCAUCCGUGCGCUGAACCUACAAUUCAACGUUAACUUCACCAUUGUCAGCCAGGUAAACCCACACAUCAACCUCUUCUUCUUCAGCAGCAGAGGCUCAGUUGGACAACCCGUCACGCACCGUCGUGGCAGGGGGUGGAGGGGCGGUUUCUUGGGCAGUGCGACUGAGCAGUACAUCAAGCUCGACCUCACCAAGUGGCUCAAAGUGCUCCGGCAGCUGGAGCUCUUGCCUAGGCCACUGGGUCAGGAUUGGUCGCAAUUGUGGCUGCAGCAGUCUUUCGGCGGAACCGUUACGAUCUGGCCCAAGACGAUCAUAUCCGACUUUGUGCACAUUCUGUCUGAUCCAGACAUGGCUCGCCUUGCGCGCAUGAUCCACGAAGGCCAACAGUCGACGUUUCCUAAGAUCAAGUUCAUCUCGAACAGGCUGCGCAUCGAAAGACUUAUCGAACGUGGUCGGAGGGAGACGAGGCCUUAUAUCCGGCGCGGUAGCGUAGAAAGCAUCAUCAGCGAGGACGACCUUCGGGAGCUCCUGCUGCUCCGUGGAUCAGCGAACGGCACAGAUGAGGAGAUUACCACCAACGACGAGAUGGAGUUUGCAUCAGACGAAAAGGCUGUGCUUACUGAAGAUGAGGGGCAGUCCGAUGGGGGUACUGAUAAUGCAGAAGGCAACCCUCUUUUGAAUAGUCGCUAG